AAAAUAUUUAUACUCAUCCAUUGUGACCGAUCGUUUGCACAAGAAGAAUUAUAAGCUAUACGAUUUGGUUUUUCAAUUAUGCAGCAAAACAAAGUCAUAAAAUUAUUGAAAAUCAAUUUAUGAAAGGUAUUUUGGAAAAACUAAAAUAACAUUUGAUGGAGUGGAUAAAGUUAUAAGGCAAUAAAAAACAUGGACAUAGAACCACCCACAAUUUACUCGGAUUCAGCGUCCAUGCAAUCGAAUUCUGAAUACUCAGAUGCUGAAUGUGAACCCCAUAUAGAAGACAACGAAUAUUUCCAAGAUACAGAACGCGAGCACAACGAGGUGAGCCAUAGUGUUAUAAGUGAAAUACGUGAAGGUUUAACGCCAGCACAAGACACAGUGAAUGGUGCAAAUGACAACAGUAGCAAAAACUCUGCUACAAUAGACAAUGUACAUAAAUCGGUGUCAGCUGAAUCGUUACCCAUAAGCAAUAGCACCAGCACAAUAUCUGGUGAAAUAGUUAACUCAACAGGCGCUUUAACUGUCGAUGAUGGUGAUGACAGCCAAUUUGACUAUAUGCAUGACAGUGUGUGGCGUGAACAAAAGAAACACAUAUUUAUAUUGAGCGAAGCGGGUAAGCCCAUAUAUUCCUUGCACGGGAAUGAAGAUAAACUAGCAACCUUGUUCGGUGUUAUACAAGCGCUGGUUAGCUUCGUACAACAUGGACAGGAUGCUAUUACGUCUAUACACGCACGUGGCAUUAAAUUUGUAUUCCUGGUGCGCAAUACGCUAAUACUAGUUGCGGCUUCACGUACAAAUAUGAGUGUGCCACAGUUGCAACUUCAAUUGAGCGAUGUAUAUAAUCAAAUACUAUCAACGCUAACGAACAAGCAUGUCACACGCAUAUUUGAAAAACGUAAAAAUUUUGAUCUACGCCGUUCACUAGCUGGCAGCGAAAGAUUAAUCUAUCAUUUGCUCGCAAAUGACAGCAGUAAUAAACGAGUGACCAACAAUGUCUUCACAUUUUUAACAAACUCCAUACGUGUACUACCUCUGCCGACGACCGUACGUUCAAGCAUCGUUAGCGGUAUACAAAGCAAUUGUUCAAAAAUCAAGGAUUUAGUGUUCGCCGUGCUCAUAGCUAAUAACAAACUGAUAUCAUUGGUGCGUAUGAAAAAAUACUCCAUCCAUCCAGCGGAUUUGAGGCUAAUCUUCAAUCUUAUCGAGUGCUCUGAGUCCUUUAAGUCCUCUGAAAAUUGGACACCUAUCUGCCUGCCGAAAUUCGAUAUGAAUGGUUAUUUGUAUGCGCAUGUUUCCUAUCUGUCCGACGAUUGCCAGGCGUGCCUUUUGUUACUCUCAGUCGAUCCGAAUGUAUUCUUUACGCUCUCCGACGCGAAGAGGCGCAUAACGGAUAAAUUACGCUCGUCAAAGUGUCUCGACGCGAUUAAUAAAGAAAUUGAGAAACCUACUAACGGCGGUUUAAAUUUAAACCUUAUUGGCAUACCUGAACUACGACAUUUCCUAUAUAAACCUAAAACGGCGGCACAACUGCUCUGUUCCGAACUUGUACCACCGUAUACGACACUAAACGAAUUCGAACGCUUAGAAGGCAUCUAUUGUGAUUUAUUGCAUCGCAUACACAACAAUUCGCGUCCGUUGAAAUUAAUUUACGAGGUACGCGAACGUGAAGUGGUACUGGCAUGGGUAACGGCUGCAUAUGAAUUGUACGCGGUAUUCGAACCAUUGGUGGAUAAGUGUGCGGUGAUUAAGAAUGUCGACAAGUUGAUUAAGUGGAUUGAAAAGGAAUAUGAUGUAUUCUUCAUACGAAACCAUCCGACUUUCUGAGGCUGGUGGUUGCUUGGCGAAAUGUUAAGCGCCGAGUUGUAGUAGUAGACAAUAGAGCACAGCGCGAAUAAGGCGAAUUGGUCAAUUUUUAUUUUGUUACAUAUUAACGGUGUAUCCAGCUGUGCUCAUUAUGUAAAUUUGUAAGUAUUAUUGACUUGCGUUAAACACUAAGCCUAAAGUACUAACUAAAAAAUGUGUUUGGCAUUUUUUCUUUUGACAAUUUGAAAUAAAGUGUAAAUAAUUUUAAAACCGUUAUACACAUAGCUACAUAUAUGCAAAAUCCUUAGUUAAUACUUAUAUAGUUAAAUGACGUUGAUGAUUAUUAGUGUAUAAUGGAAAUAAAUAAAUCCAAAGGAGUGAAAAAAAUAAAACUCGGUUACAAGCAUAUAAAUAAAGUUAGACUAAGCAUGA
Molecule: messenger RNA, 2238 nt
Organism: Zeugodacus cucurbitae (melon fly)
Lineage: Eukaryota; Metazoa; Arthropoda; Insecta; Diptera; Tephritidae
Gene: Mon1
Product: vacuolar fusion protein MON1 homolog A
Exons: 5
Coding region: 190-1827 (545 amino acids)
Biological process (GO): protein targeting to vacuole; endosome to lysosome transport via multivesicular body sorting pathway
Source: RefSeq, a predicted model, not a curated record